AUGGCCACGUUGGAAGCAAUGCCGUUGAUGGCAACUUUUGCCCAUGAGUUCUUCCCGUGCGUGACACUUGGCUGCACUUCAAAGCCCUUUCCAACAAAAGCCAACCUUAAGCGGCAUAUGAGAGCUGUGCACGGUCCACUAGUCAAAAUGCGUUGCGGAAAGCUUCUACGAGGUCAUUCUUGCAACAUCAGACGCCAUCAGCAAAGGUGCCACGCGUGUCUCCGAAAGCCUGUCGGUACUGGAAAAGUUCCAAGCAUGACUAAGCCCCGUCGGUCAGAGUGUCUUAGUCAGCAUGUACAACAAGUUAUCACAGCACGCGCAGUCGACGGGACCCCAGCCCAGAACGAGCUAUCGGGCUGUGUCACCCCUAAUGAAGUCUACCUACAUGCCCCUGAGAAUGAGACGCGAGACACUUCGUACGAUGAUGGCGUCAAUGCACCGCUGCAUGACCCGGUUUUGGACACGAUCUACGCCUACCCAUACGGAUUUCCUGGCGGUGAUUUCACAUGGACUGGUCCCAUUAGUACAUGGGACGAAGUAACAAACGUACGAAUGCGGAUAUGUCCCCUUCCACUGGUAACUGUUGUGGAGAACAAAACGCUCAUCGUUGAUGUCGUGCAGACAACCCCACAGGAUCCCGGCGCAAGAAGUAUCCACUCAGAUCCAUCAUCUUAG
Molecule: messenger RNA, 675 nt
Organism: Colletotrichum paranaense
Lineage: Eukaryota; Fungi; Ascomycota; Sordariomycetes; Glomerellales; Glomerellaceae
Exons: 2
Coding region: 1-675 (224 amino acids)
Source: RefSeq, a predicted model, not a curated record